AUGUACAGCACCCGGCAGCUGGCAUACGCGCCGACGCCCUACAUUCCGCGCUCUGCCCUCAAUGCGACCAUCAACCUCGACGAGGAAGCCAAACUGUCUACAACCAGUGCUGAGCGCGACCUCAACGACUCGCUGGCAGAAAUCUAUAGCAUCAUCAUUACGCUCGAUGGCCUCGAGAAAGCAUUUCUGAAGGACUCGAUCAACGAGGGUGACUACACUGAGACGUGUAGUAGGCUUCUGAAGCAGUACAAGUCCAAUCUUGCAGACGAGACUAUUGCAAAAGCAUUCGGCGAUCUGGAUCAGUUCAAGAGAGAGUGGGAUCUUGACUGUCCACGAGCGACUGAACGACUGCGCGUAGGCGUCCCCAUCACCGUCGAACAGGGCCCAUCACGUACGACAGCCCAACAAGGCGACUUUGCCGACGCAACCCUUGUUGUCAACGCGACUGAAACCUUCAUCACCUUGCUCGACGCUAUCAAGAUUGGGCUAGUAGAGAAGGAUACACUGCAUCCUCUACUGGUCGAGAUCAUCCAGUCGGUCAACCAAGUCACUGACAAGGAGUUCGAGAACAAGGGCAAGAUUGUUCAGUGGCUCAUCACGUUGAACCAAAUGCGAGCUUCUGAGAAGCUGGAUGACGAGCAGGCGCGGCAGUUCCAAUUUGACAUGGACCAGGCCUAUUACGGUUUCAAGGCUACACUGAAGAAGGACUGA
Molecule: messenger RNA, 711 nt
Organism: Macroventuria anomochaeta
Lineage: Eukaryota; Fungi; Ascomycota; Dothideomycetes; Pleosporales; Didymellaceae
Product: vacuolar protein sorting-associated protein-like protein Vps28
Exons: 2
Coding region: 1-711 (236 amino acids)
Biological process (GO): protein transport to vacuole involved in ubiquitin-dependent protein catabolic process via the multivesicular body sorting pathway
Cellular component (GO): ESCRT I complex
Molecular function (GO): protein-containing complex binding
Source: RefSeq, a predicted model, not a curated record